Messenger RNA from Sorghum bicolor (sorghum), 1262 nucleotides. RefSeq names its product cytosolic sulfotransferase 17. Lineage: Eukaryota; Viridiplantae; Streptophyta; Magnoliopsida; Poales; Poaceae. The record is from RefSeq and is a predicted model, not a curated record. Gene Ontology annotation, biological process: sulfation. The coding region runs from base 110 to 1096 and encodes 328 amino acids. Gene Ontology annotation, molecular function: sulfotransferase activity. The transcript has a single exon. Gene Ontology annotation, cellular component: cytoplasm.
AAAGCAACGCAGCUCAAUUCGCGCCAUCUGCACCGGUCUCUUGCAUGCAUGCCCAUCCAAACCUCCCAUCGAGGGGAGACUGGAAAAACUCCACGAGUGUUGUUGAGCUAUGUCACAAGCUCAGGGUGGAAAUGCCACAGAUAGCUCGUCCGAAGCCAUUUCAUUCGAAAGCCAUGCUAUGCGUCUCAUAUCCAAACUCCCAACAAGAGAGGGGUGGUCAGAGCCAUUGGUGCUCUACAAGAACUACUGGUUCCGCCCGUACUUUGUACAGAGCAGACUGCGCAUCGAAAAUGGCUUCAAACCUCGCCCCGAAGAUGUCAUCCUUGCUACAAACCCCAAGUGCGGCACCACAUGGCUGAAAGCCCUCGCCUUUACAGUCAUCAACCGCUUCCGGUAUGAGUUUGGCAACCACCCUCUUCUUUUUUCUCAUCCUCAAGAGGUGGUACCAUCCAUAGAGGCCCCUAGCCAUGAGAACCUUACCUAUUUGGAGAACCUCCCAUCACCAAGGCUUCUCGCCACUCAUAUGCCUCUUACAUUGUUCCCAAAGUCCAUAGUCAACUGUGGUUGUCGAGUUGUGUAUAUCUGUCGAGACCCUAAGGAUGCCUUUGUGUCUCGGUGGCACUUUGACAAUAAGAUGCAUAGGGGACAAUGUGUUGACAUGGAAACAGCGUUCAACAUGUUUACUGAAGGCUUCUCGAGCAAUGGACCUUUUUGGGACCAUUGCCUCGAGUACUGGAGGGAGAGUAUUGCAAAACCUGAUAAGGUUCUUUUCCUCAAGUAUGAGGAUAUGACCUUAGAGCCAACAAAAUAUGUCAUAAGGCUUGCAACGUUCUUGGGUGCCCCAUUUAGUAUUAAGGAAAUAGAGGAUGGGAUACCCGAGGAGGUGGUGAGGUUGUGCAGCUUCGAGAAGCUUAGUAGCUUGUCUACCAACCAAACAGGAGAAUUUGCUCGGCUUGGUAACAUAAUUAUUGAGAAGUCAUCAUAUUUUAGGAAAGGAAAGGUGGGUGACUGGGUGAAUCACAUGAGCGAGGAGAUGGGGAGAAAGCUAAAUUGCAUUGUGGAAGAGAAGCUCAAAGGAUCAGGCCUUGUGCUAUAAUAUGUAUCUCUAUUUUUCUAUAUCUUGUUGUAUGUUUUUUAUCACAUUUUCGUUUUUGCAUGAAUAAACAAGAGUCGUCCAUUGUAAGAUUUGGAAACGGGAUUUCAAUUUCCAAGGUACAAGGGUUAUCUAGCCCAUAAUCAACAAACACCUCAUGUUUCUAGUA